AUGGGGAGCCAAGAGAUGGCAGAGGAGUUGAUGAAGUGCUUUGCAUUAAUCUUCGCAGUAGAAGACACUAAUAACAUUUCAAAACCAUGGGACAAAAGGUUAACAACAACAGCAGCAACAGGAAUACCAAAGACUACCCAGAUCACCAUCAGUGCGCAUGGUCCAACUACAGUGAUAGGUCCUCCAGUUUCUUCUACAAUCAUCCAUACUGAGCCAGUCUGCCAUGGCGAAUGGUCUCCCUGGUUUAAUCAAAAUACACCAACCAUUUCCAAACCAAAAGAUGAGGAACUUUUGUUCCCUGUAAAGGACAAGUUGUGUCGUCACCCUGAAGAUGUUGGAGACAUUCAGUGCCAAUAUGUCGAUUACCCUGAUAAGCCACUAAAUGAAUCAGCAGACAAUGUGAUUUGUGAAAAUGAUGUAGGACUGGUGUGUGAGGUCACUAAAGGAUCUUCACGGAGAAUUUGUGAUGACUACAAAAUUCGCGUUUGCUGCAAGUCACGUAUCAUUGGAACUGCAAAGUCAGGGUUAACAUCAGCAGCUGCAACAGGAAGAUCAAGCACUUCACAGAUCACCAUCAGUGCAGGAACAGGAAGAUCAAGCACUUCACAGAUUGCUAUCAGUGGAUUAACAUCAACAGCAGCAUCAGGAAAACCAAGCACUUCACAGAUCACCAUCAGUGUGCGUGGUCCAACUACAAUGAGAGGUCCACCUACAACCAUCCAUACUAGGCCAAGCACAGAGAUACCCAUGACUAGUAGACCUGUCACUCUGAUAAGUGGUUUAACAUCAACAGGAAAGUCAAGCGUGUCACAAAUUAUGAGCAGAUUGCAUAGUCCAACGACGAUGAGAGGGCCAAGUCAAGGCACAGAAAUAACCAUGAGUGGUAGCCCUGUUACUCAGAUUAGUGGGUCAAAAUCAACUGCAACAACAGGAAUAUUGGCAUUAUCUGAGACCUCCACAACUGGUGUCACCCUUUCAACACUUUUAGGUCCUACACUUGAAACUGUAGCACCCACAUGUAAGACUGGACUGGAUCCAAAUAACUCGUGUGUUUCCUACAGCUGUGAGAAGAAUAUACAAAUAGUUAAUAAAAUGGAAUGUAAAAUGACCCCAGAGUGUCCUGAGUCUGAAAAAAUCUGGGAUGAAUUUCAUUGCUGUUAUUCAUGUCCUAAAAAAGCCAAUGUAUGUGAACCCGUGCCUUAUAAUACAACUAUUCAGAAGGAAUCCUGUAAACCAGUUGUUCUUGAUCUAAGAAAAUGUGAAGGAUAUUGUAAAGGAGCAGCUGAGUAUGAUGUUGAUCUAGGUGGUAUAAAGCACACAUGUACAUGUUGUCAAGAAGAUGAGAUAGAAGAAAGAAAGAUCAAGCUUCAGUGUGGCACUGCACAGAGCACCAUUAAAUAUAUUUACAUCAAGUCAUGUGUAUGCAAAUAACAUCAUCACAAGCAGAAAUUAAUAGUGUGACAAUCGAUUUACUCACUCAUGUAUACAACUUAUGUAGAUGAUUUGGAAGUAUGAAAUUAAACUGAGAAAAUUUCUUUAACAAUAUAGCAGUUAUCUUGAUCAGAAAAUUAUGCUGCAUGACGACACGGUGGCACAGUGGUUAGCACUGCUGCGUCACAGUGCCAGAGAUUCACAGCGGUUCAAUUCC
This is a messenger RNA of Chiloscyllium plagiosum (whitespotted bambooshark), 1648 nucleotides long. NCBI's taxonomy places the organism in Eukaryota, Metazoa, Chordata, Chondrichthyes, Orectolobiformes, Hemiscylliidae. The record is from RefSeq and is a predicted model, not a curated record.